Molecule: messenger RNA, 1186 nt
Organism: Leptidea sinapis
Lineage: Eukaryota; Metazoa; Arthropoda; Insecta; Lepidoptera; Pieridae
Gene: Osi7
Exons: 1
Coding region: 2-787 (261 amino acids)
Source: RefSeq, a predicted model, not a curated record
UAUGUGGAGGACGGCCAUUUUAUUUGCAAUUGCGGUCACAACCACCGCCUUACCCGCUCAAGAUACGGGUCAUACAGACAAUGACAUUGAAAGCAUCAAUGACUGCCUCAAAAAGGAAUCAACGUCUUGCCUAAAAUAUAAAUUCUUUUCGUUUGUUGAUAAAUUUAUCGGGCAAAAGGAGACGUUUGCGUUAACUGAUGGAGUGACAGUUGUACGGUCAUCAGACACACCCGAAACGGGAGCACCAAGAGGUUUGGAUCCCGUCUCCAGAUUGAAGAACUAUUUAGACACUCAUUCGCUCCGUGUUGAAGUCAAAGGAUCAGAUGUAAUCGAUACAGUUUCUAGUGUUGGUCGAGCUAUAGAAGAUACAGUAUCCUCGUUUGACGAUGAUGAUUUAUCAGAGGAGUCCCGGGGGAAGAAAAAGAAAGCGGCGAAGAUCUUUGGUCCAAUAAUUGCCGCCGUUGCACUGAAAAUGAUGGCAUUACUCCCGUUAGCUAUUGGUGCUAUCGCCUUGAUCGCCGGGAAAGCGUUGCUGAUUGGAAAGUUGGCAUUAGUACUCUCUGCUAUAAUUGGUUUGAAGAAGCUGCUUUCACAGCAAAAGCAUGUAACUUACGAGGUGGUCGCUCACCCGCAUCAUUCAACCAGUCACACAGCAAGUCAUGAUUAUGCUGGUGCAAGCGGAUAUGGUGCAGAAACAGCAAGCUACAGUGGCGGAUCAGCACACGGAGGUGGCUGGGGUCGCGCCCUAGACUCUCAAAGCCUGGCGUACGCCGCGCAAAAACCUUAACCUACAAACCUGAAUUGCAUAGACUGACUUCUUCCGUGUGCAUGUGUGUGUGUUAGUAUUUAUACGAAUGCUUCUGUUAUGCCUUAUUCUAGUAUUUAUGGAAGACUGUAAUAUUUUAUUUGUGUACCUGGCUUUAAUUAUUAUUUAAGUGUCUUCUUGCGCUCGUCGAGGAUAUUAAUUUAAUAGCAUUUGAUUAUUUUUAUAUAAUUUGUUAUUUCGUUGAUUUCGUUAUUUUUCCUUUGUUUAAAUAUUGUCAGUCAAUCGACUUGCGGGUUGUUACAUUGUAUAUAUUUAUAGAUUCAGUAUUUGUAUUAUAAUAUAGUAUAUAUUUGAUAGAAUGUUCUCAAUAGCUAUAAGUGAUACUGAAAAGUUCAAAGAUGUUUAUUUUAAUAAAUUAUU